CUGCUGACGGGCCAUGGUUGACGCUUGGAGGCAGAGACUGAGGAUGCGCCCGCGUUGGUCUCUAGUGCCUGAAGACCUCUCACUAGAAGAGAGAGAAGAACUUUUAGACAUUCGUCGAAGAAAAAAGGAACUUAUUGAUGACAUUGAGAGGCUGAAAUACGAAAUUGCUGAAGUUAUGACGGAGAUUGACAAUCUAACUUCAGUGGAAGAGAGCAAAACUACCCAGAGGAACAAGCAGAUAGCUAUGGGGAGGAAGAAAUUCAACAUGGAUCCCAAAAAGGGAAUUCAGUUUCUAAUAGAGAAUGACCUGCUGCAGAGCUCCCCGGAGGACGUGGCCCAGUUCCUGUAUAAAGGAGAAGGCCUAAAUAAGACCGUGAUCGGGGACUAUCUAGGUGAAAGGGACGAUUUCAACAUUAAAGUUCUCCAGGCCUUUGUGGAGCUCCACGAGUUUGCUGAUCUGAACCUCGUCCAAGCCUUAAGGCAGUUCUUGUGGAGCUUCCGACUUCCGGGCGAGGCUCAGAAGAUCGACCGCAUGAUGGAGGCGUUCGCGUCCCGCUACUGCCUGUGCAACCCGGGCGUCUUCCAGUCCACAGACACCUGCUAUGUGCUGUCAUUCGCGAUCAUCAUGCUUAACACCAGCCUCCACAACCACAACGUGCGGGACAAGCCCACGGCCGAGCGCUUUGUCACCAUGAACCGUGGCAUUAACGAGGGAGGGGACCUCCCAGAGGAGCUGCUGCGGAACCUGUAUGAGAGCAUCAAAAACGAGCCGUUUAAGAUCCCGGAGGACGACGGCAAUGACCUGACGCACACGUUCUUUAAUCCUGACCGUGAGGGCUGGCUCCUGAAGCUGGGAGGGCGAGUGAAGACCUGGAAGCGGCGCUGGUUCAUCCUGACCGACAACUGCCUCUACUACUUCGAGUACACAACGGACAAGGAGCCCAGGGGUAUCAUCCCCCUGGAAAACCUCAGCAUCAGGGAGGUGGAGGACCCCCGCAAACCGAACUGUUUCGAGCUCUAUAACCCGAGCCAUAAAGGCCAGGUCAUCAAGGCCUGUAAGACGGAGGCGGACGGCCGAGUGGUGGAGGGCAACCACGUGGUGUAUCGCAUCUCCGCCCCGAGCCCCGAGGAGAAGGAGGAGUGGAUGAAGUCCAUCAGAGCGAGUAUCAGCAGGGAUCCUUUCUAUGACAUGCUGGCCACGAGGAAGAGGAGGAUUGCCAAUAAGAAAUAGCCCUUUCCUGGCCUGAACCGGUGAAAGCAGACCCCAGGACCGAAAGUGACCGGUAGCCUCCCCCGCCC
This is a messenger RNA of Suricata suricatta (meerkat), 1299 nucleotides long. It is a transcript of the gene CYTH3, whose product is annotated as cytohesin 3. Gene Ontology annotation, molecular function: guanyl-nucleotide exchange factor activity. The record is from RefSeq and is a predicted model, not a curated record. Bases 14 to 1231 code for a protein of 405 amino acids. The transcript has 13 exons. NCBI's taxonomy places the organism in Eukaryota, Metazoa, Chordata, Mammalia, Carnivora, Herpestidae. Gene Ontology annotation, biological process: regulation of ARF protein signal transduction.